AUGUCUGUGGAAGCGAUUUUAUGGUAUCAAUCUCAACCGCGUAUUUUAAAUGCAUCCUUAUGUCCAACAUUACCAUUAUAUCCUACUCUGCCGAUUGGUGGAGUUUGUAUACCAGUUAAUUUUAUUAAUCAAAGCAAUUUUGCAAAUCUUCAAUUUAAUGCUGAUUCAGAAUUUACAUUAUCAUUAUAUCAAAUAAUUAUAUGUGGUUUAAUGGGAUCAGUGCUUAGUCUUUUGGUCAUUGGAGCUAUACGUUUUGUACCGGCUGGAUUUUGUACAUAUAUAUUUGCUUAUACAAUAUCAGCUUAUUCAUUGCUGAUCCUAUUUCUAAUUGUUCGUUUAUGGAUUCAUAUAAUGAGUUUGAAACAUGCUUAUUGGUGGAGAAAUGAUUUAUUCAAUCAAAGUCAUUUAUUAAGUCAUGUAUUAUUUAUCAUUAUUCUGUUCAUAUGUUUAUUUAUUUUAAUUUAUGUAAUUUGUUUAAAUUCAUCAUUGAAACAAUAUUCAACAAGUCAAUGGAGAAAUACAACACAAUUUAUUAUUGAAGCAUUAUUUGUACUGGUGUCAGAUUGUUUAAAUGAAUUAUAUGGAAUGGUAUUAUUAAUAUUAAUGAUUAUUUUAAUUGGAAAUGGAUUAUUAUGCUUUGUAUUUGUAUAUAGUAUAUUGCAUAUAUUAGCUAUGGUUGAACCAAUUCGUUUAAAAUCAACUGGGUGUUUGGAUUUUCGACAAAUUGGUUGGAUUCAAUAUGGUUUUUUACCAAUAUAUUUAUUAUAUUUUCUAUGGAUGAUACGUUUUUAUUCAAGUUUUUGUCAAAUAUUCACAACAACAUUUAUUUCUAAUUGGAAAGCUAAAAAAGAUGAUGCAUUAAAACAAAGUCUUCAAUUUAAAUUAAAACAUCAAAAUGACAAAGAAAAACAACUAGAAGAAGCUAAUCGUUUAAAAAUGGAACAAGCUGCGGAGGCCUAUCGUCAAUGGGAAUUAAAGAAGAUGGCAUCAUUAGAAAAUCGUGCUAUCAGUAUGGAUAGUUUAAAUACAACGGCAACAGCAACAGCCAGACGACCAUGGAGGCCACCAUCGAAAACAAUCUCUCUAUCUCAAUCAUACAGAAUGUAUUAAUGAAUAGUAUGCAUCCUAUGAUUGAUGAUUACCCAACUACCACCAUUCGUAAUUAUUUUUUUUGUUUUCACUUCAAUUAUGUAUAUAUAUACCUACCUGUCUAUUGAAAGUAGAACACAAAUUCAUUGAUUUUUGAAUGAUAUUUCAAUUGAUGACCUAGUGUUUUUUUGUGAUUUUGUCGUUCGUUAUUUUUCAUUUUGAUUUCCCGCUUUUGUCAAACUCAUAUUUAUGAUCGGAGAGAAUCCUUCUUUAUGUCAUCAUCAUCUUCCAAUUUUCAUGCUACAAUCCUAUAUGUGAAGUCAGUUAAUAAUUCCAACGCUUACAUUACCAAAAUUUGCAUCGAUCUACUACAUACUACUUGAUUGAUUGUUAUGAGUAGUUUCCAUGAGUGGAUUAAACAUUAUUUUGUAUUAAAAAAAAGAAGUGAUUAACCAGAUGAUAUCAGGAAGAGAAGAUUACAGGGUAUGGUGACAACUUACAGG
Messenger RNA from Schistosoma turkestanicum, 1592 nucleotides. The record is from the annotation of a GenBank genome assembly. NCBI's taxonomy places the organism in Eukaryota, Metazoa, Platyhelminthes, Trematoda, Strigeidida, Schistosomatidae.